AUGACCCAGAUAGACUACCUCCAGAAAAUGUUCCAGACCAAGGAGUUUACUGACCGCUACAAGUACAGCGAAAAGCUCACUGGGCUAUACGCUCAGACCUUGGUUGAGUACUCUGGCGUGGCUAAUCCCAGCCAGAAGCCGCUGGUUGUCCUCGACAAUGCCUGUGGGAUUGGAGCUGUCUCCAGCGUACUCAACCGCACACUUGACGAUGAAGCAAAGAAACUUUGGAAGUUGACCUGCGGUGAUCUGUCAGAAGGCAUGUUGGAACACACCAAGCAGAGGCUUGAAGAUGAAGGAUGGGUCAAUGCUGAAACGAAGGUCGUGGAUGCGCUAAACACUGGGCUCCCAGACGCGCAUUAUACGCAUGUUUUUGUCUCUUUUGGCUUCCAGAGCUUCCCAGACGCCAACGCCGCCUUGAAAGUGCUUCAGAAUUCUCGCUUCCGGAGGUAUACUCGCAAGCUCAACAUGGCAGAGGUGUAUGUGACCUUGAGCACAUUCCCCUUCAAGAACAAACACUCACUCACAAGUGCAAUGACAGUCACCUGGGUACCAAUCAUGAAAGCAGCCAUUGAGACCAUGCCCGGAAAUCUCCCAUUCCCAACACAUGAAGAGUUCCUCGCGUUUCACAGUACCGGUUGGGACUCGGCAUCCUACAUCCAGUCUGAAUUGGAGAAGGUAGGAUUCAGGGACGUCAAAGUCACCGCUGUGCCGAAAGAAAAGUCAUUGCCUAUCGAUGAAUUCGUCGAAGUCUGCACAAUGAUAACCCCUUACGUGCUUUCAAAGGUCUGGACUCAGGAACAGCGCGAGUUGCACGAGAAGGAUGUUCCGAUGGUGUUGCGGCGAUAUCUGGAAGACAACUAUGGGGCGAGUGGCCAGGUUCCUGUGGAGGCGGUGGCUCUCAUCACAACGGCCCUCAAGCCUUAG
Aspergillus thermomutatus is the source of this 924-nucleotide messenger RNA. It is a transcript of the gene gtmA, whose product is annotated as gliotoxin thiomethyltransferase. Bases 1 to 924 code for a protein of 307 amino acids. The transcript is spliced from 3 exons. NCBI's taxonomy places the organism in Eukaryota, Fungi, Ascomycota, Eurotiomycetes, Eurotiales, Aspergillaceae. The record is from RefSeq and is a predicted model, not a curated record.